AGCUGAAGGUAAGAAAAAUCUGCCUUUGAUUCCUAGAAUCAGAAAGGAAAUGGAAUAGCAACUAAGGAGCUGAAAGGAGAAGCCAAAACUGAGAAAUAACUUGAAAAUGGAUCUGUCAUCUCAAGGCUCACCAGUAACCAUUAUAGAAACCAUUGCCUCACAGCUUGCGUGCAGUCCAGGAGAUAAGAAACUUGCUUUGCACUUAGACGAAGAGGAUGAACUAAAACACCUCCGUGAAUGUUUCCAUAUUCCCAAAAUGAAGGAUCUGCCUCCAACUGAUCCAGUUUUAGUGAAUGAAAAUGAAGACUGCAUCUACUUUGCUGGUAACUCUCUUGGCCUUCAGCCAAAGAAAAUUAAAACUUACUUGGAAGAAGAACUUGACAAAUGGUCUAAAAUGGGCGUUCAUGGUCAUUUCAAUGGUAAGCGACCUUGGGCUUUAGGAGAUGAAUGCAUCGUGGAGCUUAUGGCUGAUAUUGUGGGGGCUCGUAAAGAAGAGAUAGCAUUAAUGAACGGCUUGACAGUUAAUCUACAUCUCCUAAUGUUAACAUUCUUUAAACCUACAUCAGAUCGCUAUAAAAUCCUUCUGGAAUCCAAAGCUUUUCCUUCUGACCAUUAUGCUGUUGAGUCUCAACUCCAACUUCAUGGGCUUGAUCUGGAGAAGAGUAUGCUUAUGAUAAAACCACGAAAGGGAGAGGAGACCUUGAGAACUGAAGAUAUCCUUGCUGUAAUCGAGAAAGAAGGGGACUCUAUUGCCACAAUUUUGUUCAGUGGUGUGCAGUACUACACAGGACAGCUGUUUGACAUCCCCACAAUUACGAAGGCUGGUCAACAGAAGGGUUGCUUUGUUGGAUUUGACCUGGCUCAUGCUGUUGGCAACACAGAAUUGUAUUUACAUGACUGGGGAGUAGACUUUGCCUGCUGGUGUUCCUAUAAGUACCUGAAUUCAGGAGCCGGAGGUCUAGCUGGUGCUUACAUUCAUGAAAAACACUUCCAGACCGCAAAACCAGUGCUAAUAGGAUGGUGGGGUCAUGACUUCAAAACCAGGUUUCUCAUGGAAAACACAUUGCAGCUGACUCCUGGAAUAAAUGGAUUUCGCUUAUCAAACCCUUCCAUUUUGUUGGUGUGUGCUCUUCAUGCAAGUUUAGAGGUCUUUGGUAAAACUACAAUGAAACUUCUGAGAAGAAAAUCUACUCUUCUUACUGGUUACUUGGAAUACUUGAUAAAGCAUUACUACAGUGAAGAUAUAAAUGACCCUGAGAAGCCUUUUGUAAAAAUAAUCACACCUCCUCAAAUGGAGGAAAGAGGAUGCCAGCUCACAGUGGCUUUCUCUCUUCCAAUUAAAGCUGUGUUUAAAGAAUUAGAAAAAAGAGGAGUCGCUUGCGACAUGCGGGAACCCAAUGCUCUCCGCAUUGCUCCUGUUCCUCUCUACAAUUCAUUCCGUGAUGUGCACAGAUUUAUUGAAAUUUUGGGAUCUUCAAUUGUAUCAGCAAAGCAAAGAGAAAACACUAAAGUCCUUCCCUGAGUUUAUUGUGGGGCCUCUUCAGCUUCUUUCCCUCUCCCUUUGGAUUUCUGCUUUUAGACAGGCAAAAAGCCCAUCAACAAAAGUGUGAACUAAGGAGGCAAAACAGCUUCCAUGCGAUGACUGCAAGGCUUCGAAGUUGGGGUGGCGGGAGGGUCACCAUCCUCACUAUAGGAUUGUAUCCUAAUUGUAUUUCUAACAAGGUGUCAUCCAUGCUUUUGAUCAUUCCUUCCUUUCUACUAGAAUGGAUAUAUUCUGGUGAUUCCACCCAUACAUCAUUUACAAUGUGCUUCAUAUUAAAACUAGUCUUUCCACUGAUUUGGACUCCAGAAGUUAAUGAGCUUUAUGUAUUUUAUGUAGGGGUGUUCUUUAGCAUUCUAGAUACUUUAUCUGGAAAUAGUUUUACUUCUUAUGGCAAACUGAAAGGAGACAAUUGCAAACUUCAAAAUAUCUUUUCACUGUAUCA
Messenger RNA from Varanus komodoensis (Komodo dragon), 1985 nucleotides. It is a transcript of the gene KYNU, whose product is annotated as kynureninase. Bases 107 to 1522 code for a protein of 471 amino acids. The transcript is spliced from 14 exons. The record is from RefSeq and is a predicted model, not a curated record. Gene Ontology annotation, molecular function: pyridoxal phosphate binding; kynureninase activity. Gene Ontology annotation, cellular component: cytoplasm. Lineage: Eukaryota; Metazoa; Chordata; Lepidosauria; Squamata; Varanidae. Gene Ontology annotation, biological process: NAD+ biosynthetic process.